This is a messenger RNA of Amblyraja radiata (thorny skate), 2652 nucleotides long. RefSeq names its product beta-galactosidase-1-like protein 2. The transcript has 19 exons. NCBI's taxonomy places the organism in Eukaryota, Metazoa, Chordata, Chondrichthyes, Rajiformes, Rajidae. The coding region runs from base 107 to 2047 and encodes 646 amino acids. The record is from RefSeq and is a predicted model, not a curated record. Gene Ontology annotation, molecular function: beta-galactosidase activity. Gene Ontology annotation, biological process: carbohydrate metabolic process.
AGCCGGAAGCGCCGCUCGCGCACUGGGCUGGUGUGUUGUUGCAAACAACACUGUUGCUGCAUAGAGCUAGUGCUCCUGCUGCUCACCAACAACGCCGCUGGUCUUCAUGUUCAAGGUGUUCAAACAGAAGGGAUCGGCGUCCAUGCAGAUCAUUGCAGUGAGAAGGGAGCAUGUGCGGAGGAUUGGACUCCUGCUUCUGAUUGCAGUGGCUCUGUUGUUGUACAGACUCAGGUUCCAUUGGAUAUCCCUCACUCCAAAAAGAAUGCAGAGCAGAAAUUUAGGAUUGCAGGCCAACAAAGAAUAUUUUCAAUUGGAGGGAAAUAAGUUUUUAAUUCUGGGCGGAUCAAUGCACUAUUUUCGUAUUCCACGGGCGUAUUGGUCUGACCGCAUGUUGAAGAUGAAAGCCUUGGGUUUGAAUACUUUAACAACGUAUGUUCCAUGGAACCUUCAUGAGCCAGAGAGGGGGACGUUUAAUUUUAAAGAUGAUAUUGAUCUUGAGGCCUAUCUCAAACUAGCCAAUGACUUGGAUUUAUGGGUCAUAUUGCGCCCAGGACCAUAUAUCUGCUCGGAGUGGGACCUUGGAGGUUUACCCAGUUGGCUGUUGAGAGACAGAAACAUGAAACUGCGCACAACGUAUGCUGGGUUUACUGAUGCAGUCAAUGCCUUUUUCAAUGUGCUAAUUCCUAAGGUUAUCAAAUUUCAGUACAAAAAUGGAGGUCCAAUUAUUGCUGUGCAAGUGGAAAACGAAUAUGGUGGCUAUGCCAAAGAUGACAACUACAUGGCUUACGUAAAAGAGGCCUUGUUAAGCAGAGGGAUAGUGGAGUUAUUAAUGACUUCCGAUAACAAAGACGGAUUAACUAAAGGAUCCAUUGCAGGAGUUUUACCGACUUUCAACUUUCAGAAGCUGGAAUCUGGACUAAUGUUAAUGAAAGAUCUAGAACCUGACAAACCUAAGUUGGUAAUGGAAUACUGGAGUGGCUGGUUUGACCACUGGGGUAGCGGUCACCAUGUCUAUCGGGAAGGAUUGCUGAAUACUCUUUCGGCUCUUUUAAGCAAAGGAAUUUCCAUCAAUCUCUACAUGUUCCAUGGAGGGACCAACUUUGGCUUUAUGAAUGGGGCACAAGACUUUGGCACCUAUAUUGCUGAUGUCACCAGCUAUGAUUAUGAUGCACCCUUGUCGGAAGCAGGAGAUUACACUGAGAAAUACAUGCAAAUUCGGAAUCUCUACAGCCACUACUUGGAUGAGGAAUUACCUGAAAAACCACAGCAUUUGUAUAAAUCACGAUAUGCUACCAUUCAUCCAAAGGAAUACAUUCCAUUAUGGGAUGCACUCAGUUUGUUAGAAAAGAUAAUUGAGAGUGAAAGACCUAUCAAUAUGGAGAACCUGCCAAUCAACAAUAACAAUGGACAAUCUUAUGGCUACACGUUAUACAACACAAUAAUAAAUAGUGGUGGAGUACUUAGUUCUGAGCAGAAUGUCCGUGACAGGGCACAGGUGUUUGUUGGCGGUCAGUCCAUUGGAUUUCUGGACUAUAAAAAUAUAGAAUUGACUAUUCCAGAUAUUAAGAGUAAACAAAAUUUAAGCCUUUUGGUGGAGAAUCGUGGUCGAGUGAACUAUGGCACUAAACUCGAUGAACAGCGCAAAGGUCUCCUGGGAGAUAUCUUUCUGAAUAAACAGUCUUUGAAGGGGUUUACAAUUUACCCAUUAGAGAUGAAACCAAGUUUCAUUGAGAGUUUCUCAGCUGUCAAACUGAAUUCUACUCGGGAAAACCCCGUUCUUCCUGCCUUCUUCUACGGCUCACUCUAUGUGGAUUCAAUGCCCUACGAUACUUUUAUAAGUCUUAAGGGCUGGGAGAAAGGUGUGGUGUUUAUCAAUGGAUUGAAUUUGGGCCGUUACUGGAAUAUAGGACCACAAAAGAGACUUUACUUACCCGCUCCGUGGAUACAACAUGGCAACAAUGAGAUUGUAAUAUUUGAAGAGAGCAAAGCUGGAAAAACAAUUGAGUUUGCGAAUCAGCCUGACCUUGGACAAGCUGAACAUGUGUGAAGAUAAGAGCAAAGACUUUUUUUAAACUUUCCUAUUAACUUUUUACAUUCUGGUGAAGGAAAAGCAGCCAGUCGUACUGUGACUAACCAACACUUCCUUUUGAAUACUGAAAUUAAAUCAUCUUUGAAAUGUUUUGGAACAAUUGAUUUGAAAUAUAGAAUUGUCUAUAUUUAAAGUUUAAACGUGUUACACUAUGGGUAAGUAUGUAGAUGGCCAUUAUACAUUUUGAAAUGUCUCUGCCCACAUUUAAUUAAGGCAUCAACUUGUUUGAAAUUAAUAAAUAUUUCAUUCACUGAAUGAAAGGGUGAAACACUAAGAACAAUAGUGUGAGAUUUAUUCAUUUGUGUACAGUAUUUAAGAAAAUAAAUCUAUUUAGUAUGUUGGGCCUUUUAAUUCUCCCAGAUGUAAUAAUUUUACAUUUAACUCAAUUUUUCAUUCACUGGACAUGAAUUUGUAAACUGGGAAGAUUGCACUAAAGAUGUGAAGGUGUGACAUUUAUAACUGCAAAUUCCAUAAUGUUCUUAAAAUAUUGUAACUAAUGGAAGAUUGUACAAUUGAACAAAACCUGGAUGUCAAAGAAAAUUAAACCUCGCUCUUCCUUUGUU